AGUACAGAUCCCCUAGCAAAUACAGAUAAAAAGACUAUUAUGGGCCCUCACGGAAUCAAUCGAGCUGUUCACCGCAUUUCUUUUUCUGAUUGUCAAAAUGGAUUAGGAGUUAAAAUUAUUGGAGGUUAUCGGGCACAAACAGCAGAAGAUUAUGGGAUUUUCAUAAAGAGAAUUCUACCUGGAGGGGUUGCUGCUGUAGAUAGCCGUUUGCUCACUGGUGACCUAAUUUUGGAUGUCAAUGGAGAAAACUUAAUUGGAGUAACCAAUGAAAGGGCUGUUGACAUCUUGCGAACAGCAUCAGCGUCUAAUCACAUGUCUCUGCUAGUUGCUAGAGAUGAAGAAGCAAAGAAAGAAUUUCUUGACCUGAUGGAUAAGUAUGGCUCUCACAGUGACACCAACUCUGCAAGAAGUUCUCCAACACAGCUGUUAGCUGCAAAAUCUAUAGACAGCCCUUCUUCUGGGUCAUCCUCAAGGUCACAGAGUCCUCAGUUGCAUCUGAAGGAUAAUAUCACCACCAGCAGCAGAAAUAAUUCUGUCCCAGCACCAUCCCCAAAGCUUGCAAAGGAUAGUGCAUUUCAGAUUAUCUCUGUUAGCAAAGGAACAAGCCUAGGUUUGAAUAUUGUAGGAGGAAUUAACAGAAAUGAAGGGCCUUUGGUGUAUAUUCAAGAAAUUAUCCCCGGUGGUGAUUGUCAUAAGGAUGGACGAUUGAAGCCUGGAGAUCAACUUGUAUCGAUAAAUAAAGAGUCAAUGAUUGGUGUCUCCUAUGAAGAGGCAAAAAGUAUCAUCAACACAACAAACAUGAGGUUUGAAAGUUUUUGGGAGAUAGCUUUUAUUAGACAAAAAAAUAUUCCCAGUUAUUCAGAGAAUCUGCAACGUCCUUCCAGCCUCUUAACGUCUUCCGUAGCAUGUGGAGAGCAACAGGCUGCAGUACUUAGUUCUCUUGCAUCUCCUAAUGGGAAGCUUGUUUCAACAUUCACUCCAAAUGCUAUGGAAACUGGAGUCAAGAUGGGAGAGCAAUCUCCAAUUACUUCUCUAGACAGCAGUCCUACUGAUCUGUCUGCCACUGUUAUUGCCCCCAGCCAGAAUGAUGAUUAUGAGCUGCAAGGAAGGAACUCUACUAUUCGUCUCAAAGCAGAAAAGCUGGAGAGGGCAUUGAAUUAUCUUGGGAUUCAGCCCACGGAUGAACAGCAGCAAGCCCUAAGGCAGCAACUUCAGAAAGAUUCUAAAGGAACAGUGUCUUUUGGAGAUUUCAUUGAAGUUUCAAGGAACCUGUUCUCUAUGCAAUUGAAUGCAACAGAUGAUGGCCAAAAAUCUGUAACAUUUGGAGUCAAUGAAAUUGCCAGCUUACUGGAUUCACAGUUUGUAACCUGUGAUUCUUUGGAGGAUGACAUGGAAAGACUUAAGAAGGAAAGAAAUGAAGCUUUAAAAGAAAUAAGUAAAUUAAAGGAAAAAUUGUCUGAAUCUAUGAAUUUACAGAAGCAGUUAACAGAGGAGCUACAAAUAGUCAAGCAAGAAGCCAAGGCAGCUGUAGAAGAGACAAGAGCUCUGCGAAGUAGGAUUCAUCUUGCAGAAGCUGCACAAAGGCAGGCUCGUGGAAUGGAGAUGGACUAUGAAGAAGUAAUUCGCCUAUUAGAAGCUGAAAUUGUAGAGCUGAAGGCUCAGCUCACUGAUCAUUCUGGCCAAAAUAAAGAUAACAUCCAAGACUUGAGAAAGAGAGUUACAGUGCUUGACUGCCAGCUGCGGAAAUCAGAAUCGGCUAGGAAGACCUUUGAGGUGGCUACUGAAAAAUUGCUACAAUUUGUAGAGGUUGUGCAUGAAAUACUUUCAGAUAACUCUACUUCCUCGACAGUUUUAAGUGACAGAAGAAUAACAUUGUCUACUAAAGCACUUCUUGCACGUUUGGGAAGGAUUGGACCUACUGUCACAACAGCUCUUGCAGCAGAAGCCAGAGACCUUGCCAAGUCUGUCCGUGCCAUUUUGGAAGUAGACUGUCUGCCUUAUGGAUGGGAAGAAGCUUAUACAGCAGAUGGAAUCAAAUAUUUUAUCAACCAUGUGACACAGACAACGUCAUGGAUCCAUCCCGUAACAAGCGCACUAAGCUUGGUUUGCUCUGAGGAUGAUGACGAUGGAAUAAGAGAGCUUCCCAGGUUCAAGAGCUGAGGACGUCUGUUGACAGAAAGUAGUUUGUCUAGUUUCCAUAUGUUAGUGAGAAGAUGCACACUUUUUAAUCUACGUACUUUCUAGUCUAAUAUAAUAGUACCUGAUGACAUUUCUCCCCUUCAAGUCAGAGGAGGUUCUGCCAUUUUUUAGGGAGGUUUAUUGAUGGGUGCUACAAAAGAUGCAGGCGCUGCAGAAGUCUCCCUUCAGUCCUUAAUCUAUGCCAGUUCGGUGUGCAGGGAUCCAUCUUAUCUUAGGGCCCAAUCCAGUCUUUUCAUGACUUCUCCAUUGGCGUGACUUCCCUGACCUGAAGUGAAAUUUUCACAGCUUUGACCAGCAUGAGAGUUAAGAUGGGACCAUUGGUUGUAAUUUCACAUCGUAAAUUCCAGGUAAUGGUUGACUGAAAGGUGCAAGGUGAGCUUUUUCCUUUUUUUAACCAAUGCUAGUGAGUGUAAUGUAGAUGCCUUUUCUUUAACUACUGAAAAUUUUUAUGGAAGAAAUUUGCAAAUAACUUUUGCCAAUAGAAAUUUAGCAACUUAUUACAAGUAUU
This is a messenger RNA of Gymnogyps californianus (California condor), 2707 nucleotides long. It is a transcript of the gene STXBP4, whose product is annotated as syntaxin binding protein 4. Gene Ontology annotation, biological process: insulin receptor signaling pathway; regulation of insulin secretion involved in cellular response to glucose stimulus. NCBI's taxonomy places the organism in Eukaryota, Metazoa, Chordata, Aves, Accipitriformes, Cathartidae. The record is from RefSeq and is a predicted model, not a curated record. Gene Ontology annotation, cellular component: cytoplasmic vesicle. The coding region runs from base 40 to 2160 and encodes 706 amino acids. The transcript has 22 exons. Gene Ontology annotation, molecular function: syntaxin binding.